This is a messenger RNA of Osmerus eperlanus (European smelt), 5413 nucleotides long. It is a transcript of the gene oga, whose product is annotated as O-GlcNAcase. Gene Ontology annotation, biological process: glycoprotein metabolic process. The record is from RefSeq and is a predicted model, not a curated record. The coding region runs from base 399 to 3161 and encodes 920 amino acids. NCBI's taxonomy places the organism in Eukaryota, Metazoa, Chordata, Actinopteri, Osmeriformes, Osmeridae. Gene Ontology annotation, molecular function: beta-N-acetylglucosaminidase activity. The transcript is spliced from 18 exons.
GUGUAAACAGGAAGAAGCUGGAAGAAACUACGGCAAAUACAACGGGAAGACAAAUUGACAUCCACCGAAAAACGGAAUAUUGAUCUUAUUUUGUGUAUGAGUGCGUUAACGGAAAUUAUGUAGCAUAUUACUUGAUAUUUAUUAGAAUCGAGACGCUGAGCAUUUGUUGGAAUUCUGUCGAUAACAUUUGCUAGCUGUAGCUGUUCCUAGCUUCGGCAGCCAGCGUUAUAAAACACGGUAUAGAGCUAAAAUUCGCCUCCUUUUUGCAAGUCGACCAGAUGGUCUACUAACCCCCUAACUUGCGUAUCGGGUCAGGAUUUUCUUGUAAGAAUCGUUUUUGUCUCCAUCACCAGCUGUAUCCGAUAGUAUUGCUAGCAGCUCUAGAAUUUAAUUAGAAAAUGGUUCAGAAAGACAAGAAGUUGGAGCCGAGUCAGGUCGAGGGCGAGCCGAACCCCAGUCCAGUCUCCAACGAUGCUUGUGCCGAAGCUCCCGGACCGGUCGAAGAACCGAGCAUUGGAGUUGAGCUGACUGGUCAAAGAAAAUUCAUCAGUGGAGUGGUGGAAGGUUUCUAUGGCCGUCCAUGGACAAUGGAACAAAGAAAAGAGCUGUUUAGAAGGCAACAGAAAUGGGGUCUGAACACCUACCUCUAUGCCCCUAAAGACGACUACAAACACAGAAUGUUCUGGAGGGAGAUGUACUCUGUAGAAGAAGCAGAACAACUCAUGACCCUGAUCAGUGCCGCUAAGGAGUAUGGGAUAGAGUUCAUAUACGCCAUCUCGCCCGGUUUAGACAUCACCUUCUCCAACCUGAAGGAGGUUUCCACCCUCAAGAGAAAGCUGGAUCAGGUCUCUCAUUUUGGCUGCAAGUCUUUCGCCUUGCUGUUUGACGACAUCGACCACAACAUGUGCCCUGCCGACAAGGAAGUGUUCAGCUCCUUCGCACAUGCUCAGGUGUCGCUCACUAACGAGAUCUUCCAGUACCUUUCUGAGCCAGAGACCUUUCUCUUCUGCCCCACAGAGUACUGUGGAACCUUCUGCUACCCUAACGUCUCGCAGUCGCCCUACCUCCACACCGUGGGAGAGAAGCUCCUCCCAGGGAUAGAGGUGCUCUGGACAGGACCCAAGGUGGUGUCGAAGGACAUCACGGUGGAGUCCAUCGAGGAGGUGUCGAAGAUCCUGAGGCGGGCGCCAGUGAUCUGGGACAACAUCCACGCCAAUGACUACGACCAGAAGAGGCUGUUCCUGGGGCCCUACAAGGGCCGCUCCACGGAGCUCAUCCCCAGGCUCAAGGGAGUCCUCACCAACCCCAACUGCGAGUUUGAGUCCAACUUCGUGGCCAUCCACACACUGGCCACCUGGUACAAGUCCAACAUGAACGGCGUACGGAAGGACGUGGUCAUGACUGAUGGAGAGGACAGCACCGUGUCCAUCCAGAUCAAGCUGGAGAACGAGGGCAGUGACGAGGAGCUGGAGACCGACAUGCUGUACAGCCCACAGCUGGCCCUCAAGCUUGCCCUCAACGAGUGGCUGGGAGAGUUCGGCGUGCCUCACCAGUACAACAGUCGCCAGGUGCCUCACAGCGGAGCCAAAAGUUCAGCCAUAGACGUGACCUCCAUGGGCGCCUCCUCCCUCUGCUCCGCCACCACGGUGACCACUGUGUUCCAGCAGCCCAUAAUGUCCCCUGUGGCCCCCUCCCUCUGCCCGGACCCACACUCCCACCCUUUGACCAAGCCCCGGGCGGAGGAGGUGGAGGAGGUGGAGGUAGAGAAGAAAGACUCGGACGAGGAGCCCAUGGAGAUGGCCGUGGAGAAACAGGACGAGGCUGGGGCAGAGGUCGACUCCGAGGCCAAGACCUCCAGCCCCCUGCUGUCUGAGAAGAUGUCUGAGGACCUGAGGCCCAUGGACACAGACAAGGAGAGCCUGGCCGAGUCCAAGUCCCUGGAGGAGUGCCUACAGGAAGACUCGGGCAGUGACGUGGCUCCCAUGCAGACCGAUGAGCAGCUAAAACAGGAGGUGUUUGUGCCUGGACCGGGAGAGAAAGCUCGCUUCAUGGUGGAGCCCCUGUCCCUGGAGGACCUCAGCCUGCUGGCUGAGAUGUUCUACCUGCCCUACGAGCAUGGGCCCAAGGCCAUGCUCAUGCUCAAGGAGUUCAACUGGCUCCGGGCCAACAGCAACACCGUCAGCGUCAACUGCAAGGGCGAGGAGCCGGAGAAGGUGGCAGAGUGGCGGACCAGGGCCGAGACGUUUGAGGAGAUGUGCUGCUCCGUGAUCCAGAUGUUCACCCGUCUGUCCAACUCUGUCAACCGCACCAUCCUGUACGACCUGUACCCAUACAUCUGGGACAUCAAGAGCAUCGUCUCCAUGGUCAAGUCUUUCGUCCAGUGGCUAGGGUGUCGUAGUCAGACCUCAGCACAGUUCCUUAGUGGAGACCAAGAGGCCUGGGCCUUUAGGGGCGGUCUAGCAGGAGAGUUCCAGAGAUUGUUGCCUAUAGAAGGGGCAAACGAUCUUUUCUACCAGCCUCCACCUUCAAUGCCAACCUCCAAAAUCUAUUCCAUACGGCCCUACUAUCCCAAGGAUGAGCCUGCAGUCUAUAAGAUUUGCAAGGAGAUGUAUUCUGAAGGGAUAGAGGAGGUUCCGUUCUCCGAACAGGAGCCAGACCUCAUAGGAGACAGGCUGGUGGGAGGAUUCCUGACCCACAGCCCAGACUACGGCUUCGUCCUGGAGGAUGAAGAGGGGAUCUGUGGCUACGCCCUGGGCUCCCUGGACGUCAAGCCCUUCGUCAAGACGUGCAAUAUGAGCUGGAUCCCCUCCAUGCAGGAGAAGUACAACAAGCCCGACUGCCAGAAGGAUCUGUCCGAGGCCGAGAAGAUGAUGCUGAGUUUCCACGAGGAAGUGGAGGGACUUCCGGAGACCUUCCUCUCCAACUUCCCCUCCCUCAUCAAGGUCGACGUCCACGCCAAGGUCACUGACCCCAGCGUGGCCAAGAGCAUGAUGGGAUGCCUACUCUCGUCAAUCAAGGCCAAUGGCUCCCACGGCGCGUUCUGCGAGGUGCGCCAGACAGAUAAGCGGAUGCUGGACUUUUACAGUAAACUGGGCUGCUUCGAGGUGGCCAAGAUGGAGGGCUUCCCAAAAGACGUGAUCAUCAUGGGUCGCAGCCUCUGAGAGUGCCCCCUAGUGGAACUGAUGGAGUGUACAGAGAAAGAAACGGCGAGAGGGGGAGGGAGGGGGGGGGGGGGCGCUCGCCUGCCACCCGUACCAUCCAUGAGGGUUUUUCUACCACAUGAUCAUCAGGGCCAGCCCGAGGGUGGCCAGGUUUUCGAAGCUUGGUCAUCCCUCAAGGCCCAAGGUGCUUUCCAUAGAUGUUCUGGAGCUCCUCUGGAUCCACUAGGUCCAGGAGCCCAGGGGUUCAUCUUCAGCAGGCUGUCAAUGAGUCCUGUCUGUGCGUGUAUGUGUAUUUGUGUGUUGGGGAUUAGAGCCGAGAUGGAGGAGAGUUUCCCUCCGUGAUUGGGCGUUAGAAUGGAGCAGGAGGCGACUACUCCCCCAUGCGGCUCCAGAUAGCAGGAGCUGGCCUAGGCUCCUCCGGCUCCUUUAGCCUUCAACCCCUUCACCUUCCCUCCCUCCACCAGCCCAUCUACACCACACCACAGGGAACCAAGAAAUUGAUAGAAAGGCCGGCCUAUAGUCUCCAACGAGCGCUUACCACUCUACCUGACACACAGGUGUUCCCCAGCUUCUCACAUCGGAGCCAGCCCUGUAGCACUCUGGUCGGGGGCGCAGGGCUGUGUGGGGAGGGAGGGAAAGAGGCCCCCUAGUGCAAGACUGCAGGACAGCAGCAGGAAGGACAUUUCUGAACUUGAUUACUGGCACUUGUGUUCCUUAAGUUCAUCCAUGGGGGGAGGGGUGUAAAAACAAAAACAAACAUCUUCGGUUUUCCAGGAGACCCACACGCCUGUAGAAGGAAGUGUUAGUGGAGACGACUGACGACCAGAGGAACCUGCCUCUGGGUCCGUCUCCACCUGGAUAGAAGUAGCCUAGUCCAUGGAUCUACACGGUUCUCAGCUUUUUUGUUUGUGUAUUUGUUUUGUGUAUUGCUUUUCAGUUGAUAUAUACUGUAUAUUGAUAUACUAUACAUAUAUGGCCUUUUGGUUCAUUGCCUUGCAUGUGUUUAAUGUCCUACUAGAGAGCCUGGUGUUACUCUUUCUUGUCUGUCAGACUGGAAGUUUGUCUGUCAGACAGUCAGCUGGAGUUGGGGGUUAAGGGUUAGUCUGCCCUGUGUCUGCUCCUUCUCGGACGAGUGGCUCAAUGUCCAGCCUCCUUGACGGCCCUUAGUACACUGUAGCACGCAAAUCAAAACAGCAACAGAUAUCCCAACCUAAUGCACAGGUAAUGAAUCCCUGGGUUUGGUUGAGCUUCAACCAGAGACACUGAGUAAUAUUAGCCUCCCUGGAUCCAUCUCCAUAGUUUCAACACUAGCUUCACUCCACCAUAGCCUACCAGCUCAUCUUCCCGACCUUUCUUGGCCAAGGAUAAGGGGAACGUCCUACUACUAUCCCCAGAAGGUCCCUGGGUGCCUGUGCUGGAUCCAGCAUACAGCAUGUCUACAAUCCAGCUAGAUAAACAGCACGCAGAGAGCAUUCCCCUACCAUGCUGAGUAAAGACGAUUAUCUGUUCUGGACAUUUAUAUUUCUACCUGUUACUUGUGAGUAGACGUCCUUAUUCUGGUGUAUAGCAACAUACCUCUGUGCUUAGGUCACAUCCGCCUAUCACCAAAGUGGCACCGACCUGCAGGGGUGUGUGUGCGGAGGAGGCUUUUUUGUAUCUUAAUUGUUCAAUGUUUUGUACUCAAAACGUGUUUUCUCCUCGUUUUUGCUUUGUUUGUUUUUUGUAAAUCUUGAAGAUAGUAAAAAGCACUUUGAUGAAGAUGAUUAUUACAGGAAUGUUCUUGUUUGUUACCUGAGAGGCUGCCCUGCCGUGUCCUCUGUGUACAGUCGCUGCCUGACAAUGUGAUGUAUUUGAUACUGUAGCCCAGAGUCCUCCAUACACGAGGACUGUGCCAAUGAGUGGUCCAUUCUUUUUUUCUUUUUUUUCAAUUUGUUCACUGUUUAGUUCCCUGUUUUUUUAGAAGCUUUACUAGGGGAACUCUUGUUUGGUGUAACAUUCUCGAAGGAAUGCUUGCUUUGUUUCAUAUUCUAAAAGGAACAGUUUGAUCCUCCAGUGCUUUCAUCGUCACCUCUUCAUAGAGAGGUGUAGAACAUCUGCCUAUAUGCUCAUGGUAUGCACGAUGACAGUUUGUUUUAGAAUAAAGUCAUUUUAGUCCACAUAGGGGGAAUUAGAAGUAUGGUUGUCAACCUCUAAGCCACAAUGCCUGUGUGCGCCAUAAUUUUUUUAAUUUACAAUAAAUUUACUCAACCAUG